AUGGAAGGAUUUGAUACACCUGGUAUAUUUUUCUCUGACACAUUCGGUGACGACGAUAAUUUGGCGUCAUCAUUGUUGAACAUUAGAACAAUAAAAAAAUCGUUCAAAGAAUUCUUAAAAACAUAUAAUGAAGAAAAUUUUAACUACAAGUAUAGAGAUACAUUAAAACGAAAUUGUAACUUGGGUCAAUUUUGUUUGGAAAUAAAUGUCGAGGACUUAGCUGGAUUUGAUGAAAAUCUUGCAGAUAAGUUAUACAAACAGCCAGUAGAACAUUUGCCAGCAUUUGAAGAAGCUGCGACUGAGUUAGCAAAAGAAUUGCUUGCUUCAGAUAACUUGGAAGAUAUUGAGCGUGUUCAAAUAUUACUGUCAACAAAUUCAUUGGCUUCUUAUUUGCGUUCUAUUAAAUCUGAGUCAGUUUCUCGGCUAGUUAAAAUUCCUGGUAUUAUAGUAUCGGCAUCAAGUAUUCGAGCUAAGGCUACACAGAUAACAUUGCAAUGUCGAUCUUGUCGUAAUGUAGUACCACAUUUACCUGUGAAACCUGGUAUGGACGGUUAUAUCUUGCCAAGAAAAUGUACCACUGAACAAGCUGGCCGUCCACAAUGUCCUUUGGAUCCAUAUUUUAUUAUACCUGACAAAUGCAAGUGCGUUGAUUCUCAAAUUUUAAAAUUACAAGAAUUGAGUGACUCUACACCUCAAGGAGAAAUGCCACGACAUGUACAGUUAUAUUGUGAUCGCUACUUGUGUGAACGUGUAGUUCCAGGAAACCGGGUUAUGGUGGUUGGUGUUUAUUCUAUAAAAAAGGUGAAAACUGCAAAAAAACAAAAUGUUACUGACAAUUCUCGUACUGUGGUUGGUGUGCGUGCUCCAUAUUUAAGAGUUUUAGGUUUCCAAUUGGAUGAUAAUGUUGGAGGUUCUACUUCUUUAUUACCCACUUCUGUUGAAGAAGAAGAACUAUUCAGAAAAUUGUCAUCAUCUCCUGAUAUUUAUGACCGUAUUGCCAAGUCUAUAGCACCAUCUAUUUUUGGCUUUAGUGAUAUAAAAAAAGCGAUAGCUUGUCUGCUGUUUGGAGGUUCUCGAAAAAGACUUCCAGAUGGUUUAACUCGUCGUGGAGACAUAAAUUUAUUGCUCUUGGGAGAUCCUGGUACAGCCAAAUCACAACUUUUAAAGUUUGUACAACAAGUUUCUCCCAUUGGUGUAUACACAUCUGGUAAAGGUUCUUCAGCAGCUGGACUCACAGCUUCCGUAACUCGUGAUCCAACAUCUCAUAAUUUUGUGGUGGAAGGUGGAGCAAUGGUUUUGGCUGAUAGUGGUGUAGUUUGUAUUGAUGAAUUUGACAAGAUGAGAGAAGGUGAUAGAGUUGCGAUUCAUGAAGCUAUGGAGCAGCAAACCAUAUCAAUUGCUAAGGCAGGCAUUACAACUACUCUUAACAGUCGUUGUUCAGUAAUGGCUGCUGCAAAUUCGGUGUUUGGUCGAUGGGAUGACAGUAAGGGCGAAGAUAAUAUUGAUUUCAUGCCUACAAUUUUAUCUAGGUUUGAUAUGAUAUUUAUUAUUAAAGAUGAACAUGAUCAGAACAGAGAUAUGACAUUGGCUAAGCAUAUCAUGAAUGUACAUUUAAUGAAUGGUCAAGCGAAGCAAGAAGUUGAAGGAGAAUUACCAUUGGCAACAAUCAAAAAGUUAAUAAAUUACAUUCGCCGACGUUGUGGACCUCGAUUAUCUGAAGAAGCUGGUGAGAAGCUUAAAAGUCGUUAUGUAAUUAUGAGAACUGGGUGUCAUGAAUUGGAAUCUGAGAAAAAACUUGCCAUUCCGAUUACUGUCAGACAGCUAGAAGCUAUAAUUCGUAUUGCAGAAUCAUUAGCUAAAAUGCAAUUGCAACCUUUUGCUACUGAUAGUCAUGUAGAUGAAGCUUUAAGAUUGUUUCAAGUAUCUACCCUGAGUGCAGCUACAUCAGGCUGUUUAUCUGGUGUAGAAGGUUUUUCAACCGAAGAAGAUACAGAAACACUACAAAGAAUUGAGAAGCAAUUGAAACGUCGAUUUCCAAUUGGAUCUCAAGUGUCUGAAUUCAGUAUUAUUCAAGAUUUUUUGAGACAAAAAUAUCCUCAAAGAGCCAUAGAUAAAGUUAUAUACUUGAUGAUCAGGAGAGGUGAAAUACAACACAUUAUGCAACGUAAAAUGUUAAUUAGAUUAAAAUAA
This is a messenger RNA of Macrosiphum euphorbiae (potato aphid), 2190 nucleotides long. The record is from the annotation of a GenBank genome assembly. Lineage: Eukaryota; Metazoa; Arthropoda; Insecta; Hemiptera; Aphididae.